This is a messenger RNA of Striga asiatica, 2266 nucleotides long. NCBI's taxonomy places the organism in Eukaryota, Viridiplantae, Streptophyta, Magnoliopsida, Lamiales, Orobanchaceae. The record is from the annotation of a GenBank genome assembly.
CCCACACCAUAUAUCAGUAUCACGCGCGGGCAAAAUCAUAGUCAGACUCAUACAUAACCCACGCCCCCACGUCAAAAACCCAAAUUUCAAUUUUUUUCAAAUUUCCUUGAAAAGCAAAAGUAGUGCUCAUGUUAUGCUGCCUCAUAACUUCUUAUUUUUGGCCAGUUGCCUUUCAUUUUUAUAUUUUAUUUUGGUCUCUUGUAACCAAAGCCACGGCCAUCGAUAUUUCGAAAAAAAAUCCGACGAAUCCAAACAGGGCAAUUAUAUCUGUGUAACUUCACAUCCACACUCAGUCUCGUUGUUUUAUUCUUUCCUUCACAUAUUUCAUUUUCUAUCAUCAGCUUCAGUGAAAGCUCAUCAACUGCUAUUUCCAGAUUUUGUUUCUUCACCAAGGAAGAAGAAAAGAGAAGAAAGAAAGUUCGUUUGACUACUGCAAUUGGAAACUACUGUUGGUCUACGUCGUGCCGUCCUUUGCUGAAAAACCAUUGCGCGUGGAUUGUUGAAAUUUUCAAAGAUUUACAAGUAAAAUUGCAGAGUCUCUCUCGAUCGUUUGGUGGUUGUGUUUGAUAAAAGUUCUGUUCGCGAGUUCAGUGUUUAAAGAGAAAUCCUCUGUAUCUAAAGGUUCUAUGGAUGGAUGAUUUCUUUCAUAGAUAAUAUACAGUGAAUUGCACGCAUAGAGAUGAGAGAAGAGUCGUCCGGUUUGAUAGUUGGGAUCUCGGUUGGAGUUGUGAUUGGAGUAACUUUGGCUAUAGUUGCAUUUUUCUGCUUUAGAUAUCAUAGGAAGCAAUUGCGUUCCCAGAUAGGAAAUAGCAGUUCAAGAAGGGCAGCAACCAUUCCUAUUCGUGCAAAUGGAGUCGAUUCCUGCUCGGUGUUGUCGGACUCGUCAAUCGGGACUGAGUCACCAAGGUCGAGCGUACAUAAGGGCUUCUCUUUCUGGCGCAAGGGAUCUAAGAAGGCAAAUGUGAUUUCUGCAUCUGGGAUACUCGAGUAUCCCUACAAGGACCUGCAGAAAGCAACUCACAAUUUUACCACACUAAUAGGUCAAGGGGCUUAUGGUUCUGUAUACAAAGCUCAGAUGUCAACAGGUGAGACUGUUGCUGUUAAAGUGCUUGCUACAGACUCUAAGCAAGGGGAGAGGGAAUUCCACACCGAGGUUAUGUUACUUGGAAGGUUACAUCACAGACACCUUGUGAAUUUGGUUGGAUAUUGUGCAGAGAAGCACCAGCAUAUUCUUAUUUACGUGUACAUGAGUAGAGGAAGCUUAGCUUCUCAUCUAUAUAAUGAGAAACUUGAACCAUUGAAUUGGGAAUUGAGGAUCCAAAUCGCGCUCGAUGUCGCCAGGGGCUUGGAGUACCUUCAUGAUGGUGCAGUCCCUCCUGUGGUACAUCGCGACAUCAAAUCAUCCAAUAUAUUAUUGGACGAUUCCAUGAGAGCUAGGGUGGCUGACUUUGGGCUUUCAAGGGAGGAGAUGGUCAGCAAGCAGGUCUCCAAUAUUCGUGGAACUUUUGGCUACCUCGACCCUGAAUACAUAUCAACACGUUCAUUCACGAAGAAGAGUGACGUUUACAGCUAUGGUGUGUUGCUGUUUGAGCUUAUUGCGGGAAGGAAUCCUCUCCAAGGGCUUAUGGAGUAUGUUGAGCUAGCUGCUAUGAACACAGAUGGUAAAGUCGGAUGGGAAGAAAUAUGUGACCCCCGACUUGAAGGUAACUUUAACGUUGAAGAAUUUAAUGAGGUUGCUGCUCUUGCACACAAGUGCGUAAACCGACUACCAAGGAGAAGACCAUCAAUGAGGGACAUUGUUCAAGUGCUCUCAAGAAUUCUCUCGCACAGACAUAAAAGGCGGCCUCACAAGGAAGAUUCUAUGACUCCUCCUAGAGCCGAUGAGGUCAUUAUCAAUAUGGGACAGUUGGAAAAUCGGAGUUCGUUUUCUGACCACAGACGAGUGGAAUCGGUGGACAGCAUGGCUGAUUCUGUUGAUAUUUGAGUAACUUCAUUCUUUCCUUUUCUUUUUUUUUUUUCCUUUACAUCUUUAGCGGUUUUGUUUUCAUUGGACACUUCUGUAUUCUUAAUCUCUAGGAUUUAGAAGAAAGAGAUGGUGACAUGUAGUUUAAGGUCCGGUUGAAUCAGCUCUGGGUUUAGGGUUGUAAAUCUGCCCAUUUUUCCUUCUACUUUUUUUUUUGGUUAUGAGAUCUUCUCGUGUCUUUUUCCGUUUUUGUUUGUUGUAUAUGAAAUUGUGAAUUUCUGAUGAAGCAAAGCUAUAUUUGCA